Molecule: messenger RNA, 414 nt
Organism: Paramuricea clavata
Lineage: Eukaryota; Metazoa; Cnidaria; Anthozoa; Malacalcyonacea; Plexauridae
Source: the annotation of a GenBank genome assembly
AUGGCCCGCUUGGUUGAACGUCCUCCAAAAUAUCUCCCCGAGGAAUGGCGGCAUUCGAACAAGCUAAAAUACUCGAGCGCUGAGAAGGAACGGCAAACUGCUGAACGAAUUCGCGACGAAACGAAUCGUUUGGUUGUUGAAACGGACCAAACCACUACACGAACGCAAAGCGAUGUGGAUAAAAAGCUAGAUCAGCGCGUCACGGAUGUAAAUUACUGGAAAGCAGAGUUAGAUAGACAACAUGAAGAGUCGAACAGCGAGAUUGAAAGUUUGUUGAAGUUUAAAGCGAGGCUUGAACAAGCCAUCGUUGAUACGGAGAUUCCAUUGAAGGUCGCUAGCGACUGUUUGGUCAUUAGAGAGGAGAGGGUUAAGAUUGAUAAUGUUCACGAUGAUGUGGAAGUCCAGUUGUUGAAG